Messenger RNA from Pipistrellus kuhlii (Kuhl's pipistrelle), 1467 nucleotides. RefSeq names its product RNA binding motif protein 48 (gene RBM48). NCBI's taxonomy places the organism in Eukaryota, Metazoa, Chordata, Mammalia, Chiroptera, Vespertilionidae. Gene Ontology annotation, molecular function: nucleic acid binding. The coding region runs from base 336 to 1250 and encodes 304 amino acids. Gene Ontology annotation, cellular component: nucleoplasm. The record is from RefSeq and is a predicted model, not a curated record. The transcript is spliced from 5 exons.
CGCUGUCGAUGCUCCAGCCAAUCCCGGCACGCCGGGACCCAUCCCUCCCUCUCAUUGGAUCGACGGGAGUGCAGCCGGCGGAUGUUGUCGUUUCUGAGCGCGCCGAAGCCCGCAAGAUGGCGUCGGGCGGCGGGGAGCUCGGCGGCUUGUUCGACCACCACGUCCAAAGGGCUGCUUGCGACUCGCGGGCCAAGUACCGGGAGGGGCGACGGCCUCGAUCCGUGAGGGUAAGGUGAUUUUUUAAUUUCCUUUGUCACCCUCAAUAGUGGUAUGUAUAUACAAUUAAUUUGGAAUCUCGGUACUUAAUAAUACAAGGAGUUCCUGCAGUGGGAGCGAUGAAGGAAUUAGUUGAACGAUUUGCUCUGUAUGGUGCAAUCGAACAGUAUAAUGCUCUAGAUGAAUACCCAGCAGAAGAAUUUACAGAAGUUUAUCUUAUUAAAUACAUGAACUUACAAAGUGCAAGGAUAGCCAAGAGGAAAAUGGAUGAACAGAGUUUCUUUGGUGGAUUGCUUCAUGUGUGCUAUGCUCCAGAAUUUGAGACAAUUGAAGAAACUAGAAAAAAAUUACAAGAGAGGAAGGCUUAUAUAGCAAGAGUUACUAAAAAUAAAGAUUAUUUUAUGACAAAGAAGAAUAAAGAUACAAAAGAUUUUAGACAGAACUUCCACUCAAAGAAAUCUGGAUUUUGUGAAGCUGUGCUGAACACUUCUUCUGGGAACUCAGAUCCUUGUCUUCCUUAUUCUUGUGAAUUGCCUUUAUGUUAUUUCUCCUCAACAUGUAUGUGUUCAUCAGGAGAGUAUGAGAACGAAGCAUCAAGCUCCUCUCAGUUUGGGAGAAACUGUGAUGAAACAGUGGGGCAGUGUCACCACAAUGACUCUUUGCAGAAAAUGCAGAUGAAAACUUUAAAAACUUCAGUGGCCUGCCCUGGUGCACAGAAGGCUCUUACUCCUUCAGAGGCAGUGGAUAGAUUUAUGCCUAGGACAACACAACUGCAGGAGCGGAAGAGAAGAAGAGAAGAUGAUCGUAAACUUGGAUCUUUUCUUGAAACAAGCACUAGCAGUAAUGAGGUGCUAAUUGGGCCUCAGUUACCAGACAUACCCAAAGUGGAUAUGCAUGAUGACUCCUUGAAUACAACAGCGAAUUUAAUUCGGAAUAAACUUAAAGAGGUGAUUUCAACUGUGCCAAAGCAACCAGAGGACAAGCUAGAAGAUGUGCAUACAAGUCAUCCAUUAAAACAAAGAAGAAGAAUAUAAGAUUACUAGUAGCAAAUCAAAAUAUCUACGAAUAUUUAUUUUUAGCCUGUCAUUUUCAUUCUUGAAGAGAUUUUUUGCUGCUAUGUUUUUAAUGCACUCUUCUUUGUAAUUUCGUUCAAGCUUCUUGUUUAAUUUAGUCUCAUCUUUUAAAAUUAGUUUAUUGUGGACAAAAUACUUGCCAGCCAACCGUUUCCUUUAAUAAAAACUUUUCUAGAAA